AUGAAUUGGCCCAACUGUUUAUUCCCUAUACUGCUUGUUUUCACCUCUAUCCUUCUGACGUCAACUGAAGCGUUCUUCUUUAGAAGAUUACGGAUCAGAAUCGGAACAAUACCAACAACCAGACCACCUGUAGUUAUCCCUACAGAAUGCAAUGAAGUGAUUGACGGUGUAUGUUACCAGUAUUGUACCGGAGGAGGUUGCCACAUGGAAUGUUUUAACUCAGAAUAUUACCAUUCCUGUUACCAGUUUUGCAAUGGUGAGUAUCUAGUUUAAGCUUACUGAUGGACCUUUUCAAUUUUUUUCGAUCGGUUUCUCCGGUUUUUCUGGUUGGGAAAUGAAAUUGACCCUCUGCCGUCAGCCACUUUUUAUGGAAAACCCGCAUUUUGGACCAAAUCCUCCUUUUUGAACCGUUUUCAGCCAGUUAGCAUGGGAACGGCUAGAAAAGAGGUUUCCAACACAAAGGACAAUUUUCUGCUAAUUGGAGGUAAUUAAACGGCCUUUUUGUUUUUCACGUUCCAGCUGGUUGUUGUAGACAGUCGGCAAGUAAGCGCGCGGAAGCGCUCUUCUCUCAGAUUGAAAAUUCAUUCAAAGCGUCGUUUGUCAAAGUGAAGUGUCAGGAGCCCACAAUUCAAGUGCAGGCCACUUUUCGUACCUAAUUAUGCCACGCUAGAGGCAGAUUAGUAACUCUUUGCUAUGUAGAGCAUGAUCCGUUGAUUAAAAAUUGGUUAUUGCUCGUGCUGCCUUGAUCUAGCCUGUGCCAGGCUCUCAGAUAGUAUAGUGGGGACGUACUAAAACGAGCAGAGCGAAAAUAAGACGCGCGCGUCUUGGGAAAGGGGGCAGUGGCGGCGAGAAAAAUGAGCUGAGAGCCACCGCCCUGUCUGUCUCCAGCCCCCGCGCGUUUUUCGCAUUUCUUUUUACACCUUUUUACUCAACGACUUUUCACCACUAUCUUGGAGCCUGGAACAGGAUACCUUGAUCAUGCUCGGCUCACUACAAAAUCCAAGAGCGUUUGCUUUCCCUGUUGUAAUGAAAUGAACAUUUGUUGCAGUUCACGCGAUGUCGAUACAAUGUUUCCUUUUCGCUCACUCACAGGCCUCCGUCUCUUGGUUUCCUAAAAAUUGCGUCAUCUUCUAACUAGUUUGAAACCUUCCCAAACUUUUAGACAACACGACCUACUCGACGAUCUGAAGCACUUCUUAUGACAUCGAUCCCUAAAACACAUUUUACAUUUUUACUACAUAUUUGCCGAGUGCAAAUUUGUAAUCAUCAUCCCGAGUCAUCAUCAUCAUCAUUAUAAUAAUAAUAAUAAUAGUAAUAAUAAUAAUAAUAAUAAUAAUAAUAAUAAUAAUAAUAACAAUAAUAAUGAUAAUAAUGCUAAACAAUAAUGAUGAAAAUGAUAAAAUUAACUUAAAGCAAUGCUAUAAGGGCAUACCCAACUGUUAGACUGGACAGUGCAUGUUCUUUCAGCACUGCGUCUUAAAAUAACAAAUCCCUGUGUCAGAGGGACAGGGAAACGUUUACUACGUUUAAAACUUUUAUUUCAUUUUAUCUAGAUGGAAAUUGUAACAUGGAAUGCUCGGCUCCCACUAAGUGCACAUUUAGCUGUACAGGGGGAAAGUGUGCAACAGUUUUGUGCAAAGCUGAUACUUGUGAACAGAGUUGUACUGGUGGUGGGUGUGGUCUGGAAUGCCAUGGAAGCAGCUGUGACCAAAGUUGCACAUCAGGCAACUGUCAGCUGCAGUGUCCGAGUGAGGGAGAGAAAUGUGAUCAGUGGUGCUUAAUCAACAAAGACCAGUGCACCAUAGAGGAAACUGCUCCUGAUGAGUGUAAUGGAGGCGUGGAGGAUGGCGUAUGUUAUCAGUUGUGCAACCAAGGGGGCUGUGAUAUGGAAUGUUACGAAAAUUCGUUAUAUUACCAUUCCUGUGAACAAUCCUGCACUGGUAUGUUUAAAGGUUCUGAUUGUAUGUUAUUCUCUUAGUUUAUUUAGUAUUAAUUGUUGCAUGUAUCAUUUCGUUUUGUUCAGUAAUGUUAAAUGAACCUCUAAUAACUUCACAAUACUUACCAAUGUACUUACAAAAACUUCGCAACAUGUGUACGCUAUCUCUACUAUAAACGAUUGAAAGUCUAACACGAAGUAGCCUGCGAACAGCAGACGCAUUUCCGGUCGUCGCUUCUCUCCCUCCGAAAAAUAGCGUCGCUAUUUUUCCAAGGGAGAGAAGCGACGACCGGAAAUGCGUCUGCUGUUCGCAUGUUAAACACGAAGUCAUCCUUAUGCUAUUGUUUAUACAGGCAAAGCCACCGGAAGAAAUGGAUUUGCACAAAUUCGCUCUCGACAAAUACAGUAAACACCCGCGUACAAGAACUUACAUUUUUUAGGCCUGGUAAAAAAAGUUCUCGUAUUUUGGGGUAAUUACUGGCAAUUAAGGAUAAGUAGGUCCUUAUACGUUCGUAUUCUAUAAGAUAUAUGCUAUAGUUGACUAUCAGAAACAUAAAGAAACUUAAGUUUAGUUCUUAAGUAUACAGUACUUAUUCAUAACUGUACAUUGCAAACUUCCUUUACGUAAGGUCUAUAUGAAGACAGUUACAAUCUGUUCCUUUUAUAAACCUGUCAGUUUCGUUGUAGGAAUUACUGUACCCUUACUGUAAUACUUCUAUUUGUAAUUACAGUUUGAUGCAGCAUUUUCUUGGAAUGUCAGUUGGCAAUCUUGAAGUAAAAUUCCUUGGUUAAAAUUCGAUAAAAUGUUUAUCAUAUUAUUUACCUGUGACCCACAUAUAAGAACCAAACCCAUUUUUCUUGGCUAAACAGGCUUUUAUAUUUUUGGGUAUUUAAGUGCCACAUUUUUCCACCAGGUUCUUAAACUUCUAGGUUCUUAUUAGCCGAUGAUUACCGCAGUAUUUACAACCCCGUGUUUUUGGUAUGUAAAUGUGGCAUUUACCAUCUUUGCCCCAGAUUCACUACUCAGUUUUUACAUUUUUUUCUACAUAUUUGCUGAGAGCAAAUUUGUAAUCAUCAUCAUCAUCAUCAUCAUCAUCAUCAUCACCAUCAUCAUCAUCAUCAUCAUCAUCAUAAUGCUAAACAAUAAUGAUGAUAACGAUAAAAUUAACUUAAAGCAAUGCUAUAAGGGCAUACCCAACUGUUAGACUGGACAGUGCAUGUUCUUUCAGCACUGCGUCUUAAAAUAACAAAUUCCUGUGUCAGAGGGACAGAAAAACGUUUACUACGUUUAAAACUUUUAUUUCAUUUUAUCUAGAUGGAAAUUGUAACAUGGAAUGCUCGGCUCCCACUAAGUGCAAAUUCAGCUGUACAGGGGGAAAGUGUGCAACAGUUGUAUGCAAAGCUGAUACUUGUGAACAGAGUUGUACUGGUGGUGGUUGUGGUCUGGAAUGCCAUGGAAGCAGCUGUGACCAAAGUUGCACAUCAGGCAACUGUCAGCUGCAGUGUCCGAGUGAGGGAGAGAAAUGUGAUCAGUGGUGCUUAAUCAACAAAGACCAGUGCACCAUAGAGGAAACUGCUCCUGAUGAGUGUAAUGGAGGCGUGGAGGAUGGCGUAUGUUAUCAGUUGUGCAACCAAGGGGGCUGUGAUAUGGAAUGUUACGAAAAUUCAUUAUAUUACCAUUCUUGUGAGCAAUCCUGCACUGGUAUGUUUAAAGGUUCUGAGUGUAUGUUAUUCUCUUAGUUUAUUUAUUGUUGUUGCUUCUAUCAUUUCUUUUUGUUCACUAAUGUGAAAUGAACCUCUAACUUCACAAUACUUACCAAUGUACUCACAAAAACUUCGCAACAUGUGUACGCUACCUCUACUAUAAACGAUUGAAAGUCUAACACGAAGUAACCUGCGAACAGCAGACGCAUUUCCGGUCGUCGCUUCUCUCCCUCCGAAAAAUAGCGUCGCUAUUUUUCCGAGGGAGAGAAGCGACGACCGGAAAUGCGUCUGCUGUUCGCAGGUUAAACACGAAGUCAUUAUGCUAUUUUUUAUAGAGGCAAAGCCACCGGAAGAAAUGAUUUUGUACAAAUUCGCUCUCGACAAAUACAGUAAACACCCGCGUACAAGAACUUACAUUUUUUAGGUCUGGAAAAAAGGUUCUCGUAUUUUGGGGUAAUUAUUGGCAAUUUAGGAUAAGUAGGUCCUUAUAGGUUCGUAUUCUACGAAGGAUAUAUGAUAUAGUUGACUAUCAGAAACAUAAAAAAAAUUAAGUUUAGUUCUUAAGUAUACAGUACUUAUUCAUAACUGUACAUUGCAAACUUCUUUUACGUAAGGUCUAUAUGAAGACAGUUACAAUCUGUUCCUUUUAUAAACCUGUCAGUUUCGUUGUAGGAAUUACUGUACCCUUACUGUAAUACUUCUAUUUGUAAUUACAGUUUGAUGCAGCAUUUUCUUGGAAUGUCAGUUGGCAAUCUUGAAGUAAAAUUCCUUGGUUAAAAUUCGAUAAAAUGUUUAUCAUAUUAUUUACCUGUGACCCACAUAUAAGAACCAAACCCAUUUUUCUUGGCUAAACAGGCUUUUAUAUUUUUGGGUAUUUAAGUGCCACAUUUUUGCCACCAGGUUCUUAAACUUCUGGUUCUUAUUAGCGGAUGUUUACUGCAUUAUUUACAACCCCGUGUUUUUGGUAUGCAAAUGUGGCAUUUACCAUCUUUGCCCCAGGUUCACUCCUCAGUUUUUACAUUUUUACUACGUAUUUGCCAAGUGUAAAUUUGUGAUCAUCAUCCCGAGUCAUCAUCAUAAUAAUAAUAAUAAUAAUAAUAAUAAUAAUAAUAAUAAUGCUAAACAAUAAUGAUGAUAAUGAUAACAUUAACUUUAAGCAAUGCUAUAAGGGCAUACCCAACUGUUAGACUGGACAGUGCAUGUUCUUUCAGCACUGCGUCUUAAAAUAACAAAUUCCUGUGUCAGAGGGACAGGGAAACGUUUACUACGUUUAAAACUUUUAUUUCAUUUUAUCUAGAUGGAAAUUGUAACAUGGAAUGCUCGGCUCCCACUAAGUGCACAUUCAGCUGUACAGGGGGAAAGUGUGCAACAGUUGUGUGCAAAGCUGAUACUUGUGAACAGAGUUGUACUGGUGGUGGGUGUGUUCUGGAAUGCCAUGGAAGCAGCUGUGACCAAAGUUGCACAUUAGGCAACUGUCAGCUGCAGUGUCCGAGGGAGAGAGAGAAAUGUGAUCAGUGGUGCUUAAUCAACAAAGACCAGUGCACCAUAGUGGAAACUGCUCCUGAUGAGUGUAAUGGAGGCGUGGAGGAUGGCGUAUGUUAUCAGUCGUGCAACCAAGGGGGCUGUGAUAUGGAAUGUCACGAAAAUUCGUCAUAUUACCAUUCCUGUGAACAAUCCUGCACUGGUAUGUUUAAAGGUUCUAAGAGUAUGUUAUUCUCUAUAUUUAAUAUUGUUGCUUCUAUUUUGUAUUAAUGUGAAAUAAACCUCUUACUUCACAAUACUUACCAAUGUACUCACAAAAACGUCGCAACAUGAGCACUACCUCUUCUGUAAACAAUUGAAAGUCUACCACAAAGUUACCCUUAUGUAACUGUAGGUAGGUGAUGCACUGUGAAGCUGAGGAAAAGAAACUCUGUGCAGUGUUUAUGUGAAUUGUUAGUGUCCCUUACAUAACGUAGUAACUUUUAAAUGCAUGCUGUUAUGCUUUGUUCUCCACUUCAAAAUGAAGGUUUUGAACGUCUCCGAAGUUCAAAAGUUUUAUGUCCCUACCACAGAUAAUUACAGUAAUAAUAACAACAACAACAACAACAAUGAUAAUGAUAACAAUAAUAAUAAUAAUAAUAAUAUUGAUAAUAACGUUUUUGCAAUCAGGUAUACAUACGAUGAGUAUCACUUCUGACUUUCCAUUUUUUUAGUUGGAAAUUGCAACAUGGAAUGCUCGGCUCCCACAAAGUGCACAUUUAUCUGUACAGCGGGAAACUGUGCAACAGUUGUAUGCAAAGCUGAUACUUGUGAACAGAUUUGUACUGGUGGUGGGUGUGGUCUGGAAUGCAAAGCUGAUACUUGUGAACAGAUUUGUACUGGUGGUGGGUGUGGUCUGGUAUGCAAAGCUGAUACUUGUGAACAGAUUUGUACUGGUGGUGGGUGUGGUCUGGAAUGCCAAGGAAGCAGCUGUGAGCAAAGGUGCACAUCAGGCAACUGUCAGCUGCAGUGCCCAAGUGACGCAGAGAAAUGUGAUCAGAGUUGCACAAUCAACAAAGACCAGUGCACCAUAGAAAAGGUUUAA
Porites evermanni is the source of this 6206-nucleotide messenger RNA. The record is from the annotation of a GenBank genome assembly. NCBI's taxonomy places the organism in Eukaryota, Metazoa, Cnidaria, Anthozoa, Scleractinia, Poritidae.